Penicillium macrosclerotiorum is the source of this 609-nucleotide messenger RNA. Its product is annotated as EKC/KEOPS complex subunit CGI121/TPRKB. Gene Ontology annotation, biological process: tRNA threonylcarbamoyladenosine modification; telomere maintenance via recombination. Lineage: Eukaryota; Fungi; Ascomycota; Eurotiomycetes; Eurotiales; Aspergillaceae. The record is from RefSeq and is a predicted model, not a curated record. Gene Ontology annotation, cellular component: cytosol; EKC/KEOPS complex; nucleus. The transcript is spliced from 3 exons. Bases 1 to 609 code for a protein of 202 amino acids.
AUGGCAGUGAAGCUAGAAACGAUCAGUCUUCCUCAUUUGCCAGCCUCGCUUCCAGUGCAUGUGGCGUUGUAUCGAAAUGUGCAGAAUGGUGCUUUUUUGCGGCAGCAGUUACUAGCUGGCAACGCAGAAUUUGAAUAUGCCUUGAUCGAUGCAAGCAUUGUACUUUCUCGAGCCCAUGCACUUGCAGCUAUUUUUCGUGCUGUCAAUGACUCCAUGAACAAUCGGCUGAAAUCCCACAAUGUGCACUCGGAGAUUGUGUUUUCCUUCAACCCAACCAAUAAUAUUGCCGAGUCAUUUCGCAAAAUCGGCAUCAUCGACUCCACCAAGGACUUGUUGGUCAUCAAAGUCUCUGUAACUCCGGAGAUAACCCAUGACUCUGUUGCCGCGCAUCUGGAAAGUUUUGUCCAAGGAACACCCGUGCCAUUCGAUGACCAAACAUUAUUGGAGAUCUCCGACAUUUCAAAGAUCAAAAAGCUGUAUAAACUAGGUGCACUGCCCUCGCCGACGACUAAUGCCGACCCCAGCCACUCCAACGGAGUCUACGUUGAUGACGCAAAGCGACGGCUGGAACUUUCGAUCUUAGGAGCCAUUGCCCUCAGGGGAUCCUGA